This is a messenger RNA of Olea europaea var. sylvestris, 519 nucleotides long. RefSeq lists its product as uncharacterized. The coding region runs from base 1 to 519 and encodes 172 amino acids. Lineage: Eukaryota; Viridiplantae; Streptophyta; Magnoliopsida; Lamiales; Oleaceae. The transcript is spliced from 5 exons. The record is from RefSeq and is a predicted model, not a curated record.
AUGAAUGAGAAGAUUACUGAUUACCUGGCAGAUGUUAGACUGGAAAAAUGGUCACGAAUCCAUAUGCCAGCAAACAGAUACUCUACAAUGACUUUGAAUAUCGUGGAAUCAGUUAAUGCUGUAUCUCCCUCCAACCGGUCAGUGUUUUCUGUUAGCGAUGAAAAGUCAACAUUUGUUAUUGAUAUUGAACAACGUCCAUGUACGCUGCAAGUUGAUUUGAUACCGUGUCCACAUGCCUUGGCUGUAAUUGCAAAUACAAGGAGAGAUUCAUAUGCUUACUGUUCUUAUUAUUACACAGGAGAUGCUUAUAAUGAAUGGACAGUGCCUACAGAAGUACAAGCCAAAAUUGUGUUAGCUCUUAACCAGAAGAGGAGUUCUAGAAGACCUACUGAGAAGAGGAAGAGAUCAUCCAGAGAAGGGAAACCAACAGUGAAAUGUGGUCGUUGUGGAGGACAAGGUCACAAGUACUGUGCUGUGUAUCAUGUGACCUGUGUCAUAUGUGAAACGGAAGACCUGUGA